AAUGUUUUGGAACGUGAUGCCAUGUUUAUGACGGUUUCAGACGCAAACAAUUGCUUGUCUGAGAAUAAGAGUUGACAAUUUCACGUGUUUUACACUGAAAAGUUAUGUGUAGUGUAUGUAUGAAAUAUGUAACGCGUUAUUUAAAUAUGCAUAUGAUAUAGUCUAGAGUUGUCUCAGCAAGGCAGAGUUUGGAAGCUAACAACGAAUUCGAGUCUUCAUAGUCAGAAAAACAUCCGUGUGCCAUCUGAACUAGGAUGAGUGAGGAGGGUCUGGAGGUGUGUGAGGAGGGUCUGGAGGUGAGUGAAGAGGGUCUGGAGGUGUGUGAGAGGAUGGAGUACCGCUACCUGGUGCAGGAGGAGGAGGAAGAGGAGGUGCAGUAUGUACGUCACAGACGCUACGUCGGCCCCGCCCUGGUCCUGUCCAGACGCUGCUCGCUCCUCCUCUGUGUGGGGGUAGCCGCCCUGCUCUCCCUGGCUGGCUACCUGGCGUACCUGGCUCAGACCCCGCGCCCUGGACACCUGGAGGUCACCACGGACUGCGGACGCUUCAGAGGAACACAGAAAGACGGCGCUUACUCCUUCAAAGGCAUUCCCUACGCCGCGCCCCCCACGGGCCAGCGGCGUUGGGCGCCCCCGGAGCGCCCGGCGUGUGGCGAGGGGGUGAGGGAUGCCACACGGGUGGGCAGCAUGUGCCCUCAGGUGCGCCCGCUGUCCUCCGCCGGGACGGUUAUGGGAAACGAGGACUGCCUGUUCCUCAACGUGUGGACCCCCGGCAUGGCGCCCGCCAUGCCCCUGCCCGUCAUGGUGUGGCUGCAUGGGGGUUUCCUGCACAUGCUCAGUGGGGCGGAAGAGGGCUACGCUCCCUCGGAGGCGCUGGCAGCACAGACAGGCAUCGUUUACGUCAGCUUCAACUACCGGCUCAACGCCCUCGGGUUCCUGGCCCUGGAGGUGCUGAGGGAGGGCUCUCCCACCAACACCUCAGGAAACUACGGCUUCAUGGACCAGAUCGCAGCCCUGCAGUGGGUCCAGAGGAACAUCCAUGCUUUCGGAGGAGAUCCUCACAAGGUCACCAUCCUGGGCCAGAGCUCAGGUGGGACCUCUGUGUGGGUGCUGAUGAUGUCUCCCCUGGCGAUGGGGCUGUUCUGGGCGGCGGUGGACCAGAGUGGCUCGGCUCUGCUAAACGCCUCGCUGGAAAGGGCGGAGAGAGAUAACCUGAUGUUCCUGAACCGUACGGGCUGCUCUCACCUGGCCUGUCUCAGACAGCUGACCACCACACAGAUACUCGAGGCCAUCUCCUGGAGACAGUACCCAUCGUGGGGAGCAGAUGCCCUGCUGGACCUGCCCACCCGGGGGGAGAUGCUGGGGGCGGUGGCAGUGGUGGACGGGCACCUCCUCCCGGCCCCCCCCCUGCAGAUCUGGGAGGAGGGGGGCCACUUCAGCGACGUGCCCUUCCUCAUAGGAACCACAGAGCAAGAGACGGACUUCCUACCGCCCUAUGACAACAUCUCCAUGUGGACGUGGGGGGACUAUGAUUGGUUCGUGAGGGAGAAACUAGACUCGUUUGGAGGGAAUGUUUCUGAGGAGGCGCUGGCUCUGUACCCCAGCUCAGCGCUCUGCCCCACCCCUGUCCGUUGCCCCGAGAGGGCCUUCACCACCAUGGUGUCUGACCUGAGGGCCACCUGCCCCAACAACCACCUGGCCAGGAGUGCAGCAGCGGCCCUGAGCAGUCCUGUGCACCGCUACCUGGUCACACACACCCCGUCCCGGCCGGUGGCGGUGCAGGGGGGCCCCCGGGCUCCCCGGGGGGGGCUGUGGUCCUUCCCUGGACGGUUCUCCUUCCACGGGCUGGACACCGUGGCCUUCUUCCUGGGGCUGGAGGGGCUGCUGGGGGGGCUGUCGUCCCAGGACGCAGCCUUCCAGGAGCUCAUCAUCCACAGCCUCGUCCACCUGGCCAGAGAGGGUAAGAUGCCGGAGGGGUGGCCAGAGUACCCAGAAGGCACUGCGGUGCUGUCGGCCAGUCUGAAGGUGGUGAGCUCCUACUCUGCUGACCGCUGCAGACUGUGGGAGGAGAACGGCUUCUACAGCUACGCCUGGAUCAACUGACCCCUGACCCCCUCACCCCUGACCCCCUCACCCAGGAGGAACACAGGAGCAGUGAGGAGACGUGGAGACAGAAUAAAUACCGUAAUGAUCGGCAGUUGGAUGUUGCAUCCAAGGUCAUGUUACAUCCUCUUGAUCCAAGGUCUUCUGGAGUUCUUUUUGACUGAUGUGAUUAGAGAAAGUUUAAAGAAGGGAUAUAUGUUACUGGUUUAUUUCCACUUGAAAUGAUGAAAUGUAAAACCCACUGCACUGUUGUAUACAAUGAUGAUGUCACUUCCUGUAUGUUUUGCAUAGCUCCCUGAGAUACAUCCACUAGAAUGACAGGAAUAUAAUAUAUUAUAUUAAUAUAAUAUGAUACACAGAGAAAAAUCUGCUUUAUUAUUUAUAUCCCCUCUAAUGGACAUUGAUUUGGGGUUAAUGACUUUGCAACUAAAUGUCCCUUUAGUAAUGAUUUAGUCCAAUUUAGAGGACAUUUAGGAUAUCCUAAUGAGGUGACAAACGUGAAUGUAAUUCUAGUUGGUUAAGUAGUAUUAUAGUUUAAUCUUUUAUUUGUUAUAGUCAUGCAUUUGGCUUGCUAUGUUGUAAAAAAUGUUUUCCUUAAAAUAUGUUUGAGCCAAACCCAAGCAUGUUUUGUAAACUGUCAACAUUUUAAACAGCUUCUCCGCUGGUCUCAGGAGAUGAAUACUGAGUUGAUAAUGACGCCCUUGUCACUGUGGCGGUGCUUUAUACGAGCUGAUGUUCUGACUGUUACAAGUAUGUUUUGCUUUGAGGGAAACACAGACCUUGUUUUGUUUAUGUUCUUUCAUUUGUAUCUUUGCACUCGGGCUUAAAGCAACAGAAUGAGGCUAAUGCGUCAUGCAGCGUACCCAGAAUGCCUCCUGCCAUCACUGGCAGGAUUCUGCUUACUUAACUGUGUGUAGCUGGCAGCCUUUUACUCACAUUCACACACACUUGGGCACACACACUCAAACGCACACACACUCAAAUGCACACACACUCAAACGCACACACACCAUCCUUUGAAAACGUUUCUUUCAUGCAUCUGUUCCAGAAGCACGUCAGGCUGAAGAGAGGGAUGAAGAGAGGGAUGAAAGAGAGGAUGUCUUCCUGUCACAGCUUUGAUCUCUCCUGUCAGACCAUGUUCCUCUGACCUCUGUGUUUGUGUUCGCCAGCACAUCUGCUGGGUUAUUCAUUAACCUUGUGUUAUCAGAACCAUUCUGCUGUUUUGUACUACUGCACACUAUGCUGUUACACAUGUUUUUCACCUGUCAUGCAUCAUGUCUGAAUACUCAAAGAUCAUAAAGAGAUCACUUAAUAAAGGAAGUUGACACCAAA
Osmerus eperlanus (European smelt) is the source of this 3434-nucleotide messenger RNA. RefSeq names its product para-nitrobenzyl esterase. The transcript is spliced from 11 exons. The coding region runs from base 255 to 2102 and encodes 615 amino acids. The record is from RefSeq and is a predicted model, not a curated record. NCBI's taxonomy places the organism in Eukaryota, Metazoa, Chordata, Actinopteri, Osmeriformes, Osmeridae.